This is a messenger RNA of Ustilaginoidea virens, 417 nucleotides long. RefSeq lists its product as uncharacterized. The transcript has a single exon. The record is from RefSeq and is a predicted model, not a curated record. The coding region runs from base 1 to 417 and encodes 138 amino acids. Lineage: Eukaryota; Fungi; Ascomycota; Sordariomycetes; Hypocreales; Clavicipitaceae.
AUGACUGAUAUGCCAGCCAAGGUCAUUGCCGCUUGGUUCAACGUAACCGAGAGAACGGUUUACCGGAUUUAUGGUCGAGCAAUUGAGCGUGGCUUGGACCCGAAGAAGCCGCAAGACUGGGAUUCUUUGCACUUUGAUGAUGGACAACGUUCUGGCCGGCCUAGUACAAUGAAGAGCUCUGACUUCCAGGAAAUGGUUGUGCAGAAGAUGACUGCGGAUCACUGCGGCCGCGAAAUGUCUUCUGCUGGACUAGCUGAGGCUCUUAGGUUAGAAGGCUACAACAUUUCUGCCAGGACCAUCUUACGGACAUUGAAGCAUUUGGGAUACCGGAAAACCAAGCCAGCACGAAAGUCUGGGUUGACCAAGUCUAUUACCGGAGUAUCUGACGGCAGCGAGGCAUGGACUCUGGAUGAAUAA